This is a messenger RNA of Penicillium angulare, 2199 nucleotides long. RefSeq lists its product as uncharacterized. The transcript has a single exon. NCBI's taxonomy places the organism in Eukaryota, Fungi, Ascomycota, Eurotiomycetes, Eurotiales, Aspergillaceae. Gene Ontology annotation, biological process: positive regulation of transcription by RNA polymerase II; DNA-templated transcription. The record is from RefSeq and is a predicted model, not a curated record. Bases 1 to 2199 code for a protein of 732 amino acids. Gene Ontology annotation, molecular function: zinc ion binding; DNA-binding transcription factor activity, RNA polymerase II-specific; sequence-specific DNA binding. Gene Ontology annotation, cellular component: nucleus.
AUGACUGAUACAGGGCAGGAAAACAGAUCACAUAGGCGCCGAGGGCUGUCAUCCCGCACCCUGCGGAAAAGAAGCAAGGUCACUCGGGCUUGCGACGCAUGCAAAUCGCGGAAGAAGGCAUGCAGCGGAGAUAUCCCAUGUAAAUUUUGCUUACGUAUCGGCACAAGUUGCACUUACAACGUCCCCUACCAUAGGGGUGCGGCUUCUUCCCCGCGACCAGCGACGGCACAACAGGGUGAAAGCACACGGGCGACGAGUCAGCCGCAGCCUACACCACAGUCAGAUCCUCUUCAGCCAAGCCCCGCAGCAACGGCCUCAACUGCAGAUGGCUCAAUUGAAAUUGGAGGACAGUAUAGGGGCCCAGCAUCUGCUCAUUCGUUUCUGGCCAGAGCUAUGAGAAACUUCCACGACCACCCUCUGGGUACGUCUCAAACGUCAUUGGCGCCAACGUGUGAGGAUGCUCAAGGAUCUAUCUUUUCAUACGGCGAUCGAAAGGCUCCAAGAAUCGAUCCAUCUCAAAUGAUUUGGCCUGACCGGAUGACGGUGAACAACCUAGUACAACGAUAUUUUGAAUUCGCGUCCCCGACAUACCGAAUAUUGCAUCAAGGGGUCGUGGAAGAAUGGAUUGGGCGACUUUUUAGUGAAGAGGUCGUUGCAAGUGCCAGAGAAAAUGUCAGUAGUACGGUCUUGCCUGAUUCCAAGGCGAUAAUACUCCUCAUAUGCGCUCUUGCCUCCUUGUCAUCGGCCUCCGAAGAAUCGAUAGAGCAUCAAGUGAGCCCGGGAGACAUGCAACAAUGUGAGGCAUAUUACCAAAUGGCGGAGCAAAUUCUUGCGAAGUCUACAGGAAUGCCGUCUUUGGAAUCAGUCCAGGCCCGAUUGCUCUCAGUUCUUUACCUUUUGGGUGCUUCACGAAUGAAUCAGGCCUGGUUCAAUUUCGGGCCCACCGUGCAACUUUUGAUGGCAAUUGGACUGCACAGAAAAAAAACGCAGUCUAGUUCAAGUCCGUCGAGUUUGGUGCUCCAUGAAUGCUCAAAGCGCGUCUUGUGGUGUUCGUUCACAUUGGAUCAGUAUCUAAGUCUCAUCCUGGGACGGCCAAGAUUGUUGCAUGAAGAGGAUAUUGAUCAAGAAUAUCCGUCCUUGGUGAACGACGAGAAUUUGAAUAUCAUCCAAUGCAGCCCACAUCCACUCAAGAACUGUCUAAUGGAUGCCACUGUGUGUCAUUCAAAGCUAUCGCGCAUUCUAGCUAGGGCUUCCCAAGAUCUAUAUUCCAUAAAGCCCAUUGAAAGAGACCAGGAAAUCAAAAGUGUUAGAAAAUUGAUGAGUCAAAUUGCUCAAUGGCAAUCUGAGCUUCCUCCAAUUUUCACAGACACGGUUUGCCCCAGCAGUUUGAUUACUGUUUUUAGAAGACAAUCAACAGUCAUCAGACUCGCUCGCUUCCAUGCUGUGAUGUUUGUAACGCGCCCAUUGCUCCUUUGGGAUUGUUCUCAUGAACCAGACUCUGCAGAGCUGAUACAGUUUCUUCAGUCUUGUGUCACAACCGCUCGCGAUACCCUCGAGGUGGUAUUGGAUCUCGUCAAAGACAACCAGCUUUUUCGCGCCUUUUGGUAUACUCAAUAUAUUGCAUUCAACGCUCUUUCAAUCAUCUAUAUCUAUUUGAUUCACUCCAACAAAAGGCGGAUUCCGCACAGUUGGUUAUUUUCACCUGGCUCGAGUACAACGGACGCAGAGACCCCUACGGUCGAGCAAAUGCAAUUAUAUAAAUUGGCCGAAAGAACCCAACAUUAUUUGGGUCAAGCGACGGAAAGAAAUGCUCUCGCGUGGAGAUAUACGCUUGUGCUCGAAGUCCUGAAGUCAGAAUAUAAAUCGCAACCUCAUCAUGAGCCUGGUGGAGAAGAGUAUCAACUUACUAAUAGACAGGAUCAAGCACCGGAAUAUUCUGCUUUAUCACAGUCCCAUUCUCUGGGCGGUGAAUUUCCUGUCGACGGCUUUAUGUCUGGACAGGGGCCAGUCGACUGGGAAACCCUUCAAGCGUCGAUCCUAGACCCAGAAGCCAAUAAUGAUUUCCAAGGCCGGACAUCACUUUAUACAGGAAUCGGCAAUCUUUUUCCUAUAUUGAAUCCGACGGAUGAUUUUUCUCUGGAUUUCUGGCCACAGCUGGAUCGCCUUCCAAUAUGUAAGUUGCACCAAUUGGUGGUUUGA